This is a messenger RNA of Aspergillus ochraceoroseus IBT 24754, 1119 nucleotides long. RefSeq names its product MARVEL domain-containing protein. The transcript is spliced from 4 exons. NCBI's taxonomy places the organism in Eukaryota, Fungi, Ascomycota, Eurotiomycetes, Eurotiales, Aspergillaceae. Gene Ontology annotation, cellular component: membrane. The coding region runs from base 43 to 750 and encodes 235 amino acids. The record is from RefSeq and is a predicted model, not a curated record.
CUCUUCCUCCAUUAAAUACGAACCACUCGUGAGAACUUCGUCAUGUCGAAUACAGGGUCUGUUCUGCGCCCCGUCCUGUUUAUCAUCCGCUGUCUAGUAUGGAUGAGUGCAGUCAUUGUGCUAGGCCUUGCGGCGUGGGCGACUGUCCACUUUAAAAACUACCGAAUUAUAUAUCCUCUUGUGAUUGCCGUCCUUACCGUGGUAUUCUAUAUCCCAGCAAUUGUAUUCGCCUUGAUGAAGCGCAAUCAUGGACAUAUGCUUCCCCUCGAUAUAAUAUUCUCCUUCUUGUGGCUGGCUGCCUUCAUAUUCCUGGCUCAGCAUAUUAGCAGUAUUGGGUGCCACUGGUUCGCCCGGUCGUUUUCCAGCGGCUGCGCAAGGAAGAAUGCCGCGGAGGCAUUCGCCUUCUUAGCAUUCUUCUUCACUCUUGUGUGCAUGUGUCUUGAGAUUCUGAACCUAUAUGACUAUGCCAAAUCAACGGGCUCAGUCGAGCGUCACGGUGAAAAGUACCCGCCAGUUCGAAACGGCGAAGGCGCUGCCACUGCUCCUACGGCUCCUACUGCUGCCACUGCUUCAACUGCUCCUCAUGCUCCUGCUCUUCCUCCUGCUCCUCAUGCUCCUGCUAUGCCUCCUGCUCCUACUGCUCCUACUGCUCCUACUGCUCCUACUGCUCCUACUGCUCCUACUGCUCCUACUGCUCCUUAUGCUUCUUAUGCUCCUCAACCCACCCAUGGUGGCCAAAAUGUGGUUUAAAAUGUUGGUAAUCGUGGAAGUAAUACUAUUUGACUCUUAAUUGGAGCGGUUUGAAGGCGACGAAUGGACAGAUCGAUGGGAGAAGAAUUCAAAGUACAGGAGAAACUUGGGUUAUAUUUGUUUUUUUUUUUUUGUUUUUUUUUUCCAGCUUGUUCUAUACCGACAACUCUUCAUCCUGACGCAUUCUUGUGUUAUUUUUCAAGAAAUUUGAAGUUGGAACUCUUAUAUUGCUCAUGGAGUUGUGCUAAAUGCAGUCUGUGUAUAUCCAUUCCAAAUUCAGUCUUCCUCAUGUGAAUUGAGAUUAUUAAACCCGCGUCCUAAUUUACAACAUCUACUCCAAAUAACGCUGUGAAAUAGUGUCAAUGGCAC